AAAGAUGACAGCAUGGUCAGACCACUGAUUCUCCACGGCUGGCUUGAUUCCUCUCAAUGAGCAGGGAAAAAGUUAACCAAGACAAGCGAGUAGAGAGAGCAGUUGGGAUCUGUAAAAAGAUGGUGGCUGCCUUCUUCUCCUGGAAGAAAAAGCGAGACCUUGCAGCUGCUAAGGAGGAGUAUAACUUGCCAAAGCACAAGCUUGUGAGCGAGACACCAACAAGAUGGGGCUCCCGUCAACAAAUGGUGAAGCAGGUUCUUGAGCAGAAAAGGGCCAUCACAGAGGUCCUCUCAAAAGACAAGAAGACCAGGUCGCUGGUUCCCACCUGGCAAGAUGUGGAUAUUUGAGAUUCUAUAGAUGCAGCUCU
This is a messenger RNA of Pygocentrus nattereri (red-bellied piranha), 367 nucleotides long. Its product is annotated as zinc finger BED domain-containing protein 4-like. Lineage: Eukaryota; Metazoa; Chordata; Actinopteri; Characiformes; Serrasalmidae. Bases 57 to 347 code for a protein of 96 amino acids. The record is from RefSeq and is a predicted model, not a curated record. The transcript has 2 exons.